This is a messenger RNA of Cuscuta epithymum, 1560 nucleotides long. The record is from the annotation of a GenBank genome assembly. Lineage: Eukaryota; Viridiplantae; Streptophyta; Magnoliopsida; Solanales; Convolvulaceae.
UAUUAAUUAAAAUAGUUUUAAUUAGUUGCAUUAGUUUUGUAUCCAUUAUUAUAUUUGUUGUGAAUUAAUAUUUGUUACAUUUUUUAGAUGGAAGGUGGUAGAUAUUCGGUUGAUUUGGGUAACCUCCAACGCAAUCGAAGAAACGAGAUUGGGAGGAAGAAAUCCCGCAAAGGUAAAGAACUUGCCGGGUCUUCAUCUCAAAGUCGAGAUGAUUUUGAAACGGGUUACCAAAGGCGAGAUGGAGAUGCGAUGUCCGAAGAACAACUCCAACAAGAAUUGGCCCGACAUAAUAACCGCUUUCUACAACAACAACAAAUGCCGACGACCAUUGACGAAGAGGAGCUUGAGGAUGAAGAUGCAGAGGAAUUGGAACCGGAGACGGCCGAGGAGGAGGGUGCCGGCAGCCACGACGCCGACGCGCCUGCCUCAUCCCAAACCGCCACCGGUAAUAAAAAAAGUAAGUCUGAACUAAUGAAAAAUAAUUUUGAUAAAUGGAAGGACCCACAAACCGGCUAUUGGCACGCAACUUGCAAGUGGUGCAACAACAAUUAUACUUUUGGGAACCUCCGGCGGAUACGGAUCCGCCGCAAGGCAUCUUAAGGCAAAGCACCCCGUGGAGUAUGCAAAAUUAGGCGGCGGAACGGGGAAGCAAACUCAAAUAUCGAGGUUUGCGAAUUCUCAACCUUUUGGUAAUUUCGCCUACAAUGAUGCACAAAAUUUGACUGGUAUGGCUAACUUAAUUUGUGAAGAAAAUUUGCCUUAUUUGUUUUCUGAAAGUCUUGCUUUAAGAGAUUAUGCACAAGGUAGUUUAAAUCCUCAAUUUAGAAAUUAUAGUCGCAAAACUGUUAAGAAAGAAAUAAUAAGGCUUUAUAAUGCGGAAAAGGAAAGGUUACAAAAUUUUUUUGCAAACUUUGAUGGGCGUGUUACUAUUUGUUCUGACAUAUGGGAGGAUGAUUUUCAUCAUUUAUAUUAUUUGGGUCUGACUGCACAUUAUAUUGAUGAGGAUUGGAAUAUGCAUAAACGUGUUCUUGCUUUUCGUGAAUUUAAUGAUCGUCACACCGCUGAACAUAUUUAUAUUUUGAUUGAGCGUAUUUUAAUUGAGUAUAAUUUGAUUGAUAAGGUGUUUGCUAUUGGUUUCGAUAAUGCUACUAAUAAUACUGCUGCUAUACCUAGAUUGCGUGAGUUGUGUGGUGCCAAUUCUUUGAUGGGUAGAUUUUUUCAUCAACGGUGUGCAUGUCAUGUUAUAAAUUUAUGUGUGCAAGACGGUUUAAAAGCGUUAGGAGAUUCCAUGGAGGUAAUAAAGGGGGGGGUUAGACGUAUUUGGGGUAAUGGUCAACUUAGAUUAAAAUGACAAAGUUAUUUGACUGAAAGAGGUGUGAGAUAUGUUGCUUUUCCUAAAGAUUUGAGUAUUCGUUGGAAUAGUACUUAUAAAUUACUUAAAGUUGUUCUUAGAUAUAAAGAACAUUUUCCUGCUUUUUUAAAAGAACAUGAUAACUAUAUUAUAAACGCGGCUGAGAUCGACACUUGCGAAAAAAUUUGUAAUGUUUUGAUAUAUUUUUU